Messenger RNA from Rhizopus microsporus ATCC 52813, 863 nucleotides. RefSeq lists its product as uncharacterized. Gene Ontology annotation, biological process: translation. The transcript has 3 exons. The record is from RefSeq and is a predicted model, not a curated record. Gene Ontology annotation, cellular component: ribosome; mitochondrial large ribosomal subunit. Gene Ontology annotation, molecular function: structural constituent of ribosome. NCBI's taxonomy places the organism in Eukaryota, Fungi, Mucoromycota, Mucoromycetes, Mucorales, Rhizopodaceae. Bases 10 to 474 code for a protein of 154 amino acids.
ACUUCUCCAAUGUCACUACUGAAUCGUACAUUUACACAUUUCAGCACAACAACUGCAAAAGUAAAUCAAUUGGCAGCAUGCACUAGGCCAGCAAUUACCCCAUUUGUUAAAAAUAAUAUAGAACUCACUCAAGUCCGUUGGGCUACAAAAAAAUCAGGAGGCUCUUCUCGUAACGGUAGAGAUUCAGCAGGUAGAAGAUUAGGAGUGAAGAUAUUUGCAGGACAAGAGGUUGUUCCUGGCAACAUUAUUGUCCGUCAAAGAGGCACCAAGUUCCACCCAGGAGACAAUGUUGGCAUUGGUAAAGAUCACACACUCUAUGCUUUAGAACCAGGAUAUGUUCGUUUUUAUAAGGAUCCACAACACCCUAAGCGUAGACUAGUUGGUAUUGUCUUUGAUCGUGAAGCAACACUUCCUAUCCCUUUAGAUCAACCAAAGCCUAGAAGAUUUGGAUUGAUUGAUUUGACUACUUUAUAACAAAUUUGUACAUUAUUCAGAAUAAAAUAAAAUUUCAAACAGCAAAUGCGACAAUAAAUAGCAAAAUAGAGAGCCACAAGAAGCAAAAAGAAUGAGAUAUCAAAAUGAUUAAUAACAUCAAUUUUCAUUUUGUUAUAUAAAGUUCAAAUCUCCCCCCCCCCUUUUUUUUAUCUUUCGAAAAGAUGAAUAAAGAACAAUAAAGGACAGAUGGAUCAAGUGUAAUUAAAGAAUUGUGCGCGAAUAAUUUAUGAAAGAAGUGUUUAUGAGAUAUUAACCAAACACGAUGUCUUUUUCCCCUUAAGUAAACUAAAACAAAUUCCGCGCGCGCGCAAACCGAGAGAAUUAGAGAGAGAGAGAGACAAAGGACAAACAGAGAAAGAGAGAAAGAG